Mesorhabditis belari is the source of this 672-nucleotide messenger RNA. The record is from the annotation of a GenBank genome assembly. Lineage: Eukaryota; Metazoa; Nematoda; Chromadorea; Rhabditida; Rhabditidae.
AUGAUUAUGGAAGUCAAACCGUAUACUGGAGGCACUUUUCAGAAGAUUGGCUCCGAAGAAUCGCACACGGUUGAGACUUACGAGAGGAAGAUUCAUGGAACCGAGAGCUCGGAGCCAUCCGAGCCCGUCCGCCCAGUCUCUCCAGUCUCUCCAGUGAUGCCCGUGGGAGAGCUGGCAAACUCUGACCUUCUUCGACCCGUUGAACCCCUCCGACCAUUGUCGAUCCCGAGAAUCGAGCUCAAAAAGAACACCCCAUCACCGAGAAGCCCAAAAAGCCCGCGAAGUCUCUAUUAUGGAGACGAAUUGGUGGCUGAUGUCGGUGAGCGGCGAUCGAUUUCCCCGAGAUCCGUUCGAUCGGGUCCAAUCUCGCCGAGAAGCAAUGCAAGUGGAGGAUCGGUUGGAAGUCAAUCAGCGAUUCCGAUGAAAAAGGUGAUCACAAAGAAAAGACUUGUCUCGAUUCACGAUGGUCGACCGAUUAGCCCUUUCGUUGAAACGAUCACAUGGGAACCCGCCUAUCCGGAUAGAUACAGCAGUUCAUCUCGUCAUUCAUCUCGUGCCGGUAGUCGUCAAUCAGGCUCUUCGACGGGCUCUCAUCACCAUGGUGGACAUCGAAUUUUGGGUCGAUCCGACAGUGAAUGCGCGUAUCUUAUUGAGAAUCCAUUGUACAGGGAU